AUGGCUAUGCUUCCUGGGGGACAUUAUAUCGUUGCCUCCGUCACAGACAAUGCGCGAAGUCGAUAUUCGCUCAUCAUCUUUGUGAUGGACUCCACCCUAGCAGGAGCCUGGGUUGUCGCAAGAACUGACACGUUCACCAAAGCUUACCACUUACAAGCGAAAUACAUGACCAUUGGCGGCGAACGCGGAAUAGUUGUGGCGUAUAUCCGCAGGAAUUACAGACGCUUCGAGGAUAUGCAGAGCGGGGUAGAUAUAUCUCAGUACAGCGCCGACCACGAGAUCGAUUCGCCAGUGCCGAUCAAGUAUGAAUGUACCCGGAGUCCUCUCGGAAUUCCGUGUCUUGACGAGAUCUUUGGUUCACCGUAUCUGGCGGUCGCGAAGGACCGCAACAAGAUUGUUUUCAAGAAGUUGGACGGCGGCCCGGCUGCCACGCUGCAUUGCGAACCGACCUUCGUCGGUCCUAUCGAGGAGCAUUCUAUUGCCGCAAUCCGCCUCGUCUCUGUAGAAAACAAGGUUCUUGUGGUACGUAAGGUCAGCCAGGGAGACCCCACUGUCACCGUCGAAUAUUACGACGUUAUUCCUCCGGGCGACGAGAAGGCCGAGGUUCAUGCCAGCUGCACCAACGGCAUAAUCAUUUAUGGUGCGGAUGCGACGUGGGUGAAGAUCUCCGACCAUGGUAUCCCUCCCAGGGAGGACGACAGUGUCGUGCCGGUUCUAUACGGCCGUCCCGAAGCGUAUGCGCCGCGUCCCAUUUCCGUCUUCAUAUACCUGAGCGCCGGCCGAAAACUCCUGCGCCUGUCGAUAUUCCCUGUGCGCGACGAAGACGUACCCCUUCCAUCUCCCUCCUCUGGACCUCUAAGCCACGAUCAGGCAUACGGAGCAUAUACGUAUCCCCUGAAGGCUGACAAAGAGCCCGAUUGGUGGAGCUUUAAGCGCUAUGAGGAGGAAGCGCACGUUUUGGCGGGGUCGUAUCGCUCGAUCGUGUACACCACACCGCUCGGUAACCGGACGGACGCUCCGCCCAUCGUCAAAUUCCAUCGCUACUUCGAUCCGUGGAGCCGCUGGGAGGACCCCCCGGAAGGGGUUGACAUGUCUCAGAAGCACGUCGUGUCUCGGACGUAUGUUCCUGACGGCGUGAGGGAUAUAAAGUCGGUCGCUGCGCUCGCGUGGGACGAGACGAUUGGCCGCCUGUGCGUCGCCGGCGCGGGCUCUCCGACGGUGCACGUCCUGGACUUUGCGGCGUGGCCGGUGUCGCGGGAAACGAGCGGGGGGACAGUGCGGAGGCCUGUUGCCGUGCAGCUCAAUCCGGACCCUGAUGCCGUCCUGGCGCCUCUUCCGGAACUUCCGCCUGAAGAGGACGGGGAGAUCGAGUUGAUGGCUGUGGAUACCACAUGA
This is a messenger RNA of Sparassis crispa, 1395 nucleotides long. RefSeq lists its product with no specific name. NCBI's taxonomy places the organism in Eukaryota, Fungi, Basidiomycota, Agaricomycetes, Polyporales, Sparassidaceae. The record is from RefSeq and is a predicted model, not a curated record. The coding region runs from base 1 to 1395 and encodes 464 amino acids. The transcript is spliced from 5 exons.